ACCUCAUGAUGCCAUUUAGCAACAGAUGAGCAGCGAUACAUGCAUGUACAUUUUGGUCAGCCAGGGACACGCAUUACCGUCGCUGGUGUUCCUUUAGGAAUACUUCUGAGUGUGUAAUGUUUGUGUGGGUCGCGGUGCAGCCUCUUUUUGUUGCACCGUAGCCGGGGUCAGUGGGUUAGAGGCUUCCUGAUCCACACCGCGUGUGUUAUUGCUGGCACUGACUUUCAGCGGUGGAAUCGCUAUGGUUGUGCUAUGGAUGGUACCGCUGCUGCUGAUACCACUCCUGAUGUGGACCAGCAGCACGUUUGUUUUUUAUUUCAAAAAGUGCUUUUACGUCGCCUGGAUGAUGGUACUGGCCUUGGUUGCAAUUCCCCUGUGUAUACUGAAAAGCGGCGGUAGAGACAUUGAAAAUAUGAGGGUUGUCCGCUUCUUGGUUCGACACGUGAAGUACUUCCUGGGUUUACGAUUCGAGGUCAGCGGAUGGGAGCACCUGCAGACACAAGGACCCUACGUCAUCAUCUCCAACCACCAGAGCUCCUUGGACGUAUUGGGCCUGAUGGAGAUCUUACCGGACCGCUGCACCAUGAUCGCCAAGAAGGAGCUGAUCUACGCUGGCACAGUCGGCCUCAUCUGCUGGCUGGGCGGCAUCGUCUUUAUCAACCGCAAGAAGACGAGCGAUGCCAAAAGUGUCAUGGCUGAAGCUGCCAAAACCAUGUUGGACGACCAGAUUCGUCUGUGGGUGUUCCCAGAAGGUACGCGGAACCAGAGAGGUGACCUGCUGCCCUUCAAAAAAGGCGCUUUCCAUCUGGCAGUGCAGGCGCAAGUUCCCAUCAUACCUGUUGUGUUCUCCUCCUACAGCAACUUCUAUCUACGGAAAGAAAAGCAGUUCAAAUCAGGGACCAUCAGAUUGAAGAUCCUCCCAAAGAUUGAGACGAAGGGCAUGACGUCAGACGACGUGUCAUCCCUUUGUGACAAAUCCUUCGACCUGAUGCGCUUGGCCUUCCUGGGCAUCUCUGACUCCGUGACCCAGAGCAACGGGCCUUUGAGCCACUGAACACUCAUCGUACUCAUCCUCUUUUUCUCCAAUGUCCCUGUCUGAGACCCAUUCCUCCCCUAGACCUCCCCGCAGCCCCCAGGUUGUCCCAUUACCUGGCCAGGAAACAACAUGACACAGGUCUCUUGUCAUGAUAUCUCUUCUUGUCUAGUUGACGCCUGGUCCAGUCCGCCUCUGGCCUGACCACACAGCACAGUCAGUCCCGACCCUCACUGUGUCUGCAGCAGCACCUGCAGUAGCACUGCUCUGCACGCCGUGAGCGGAGUGACGGACGGCAAGCCGAACAGUACGGAUGUGUGUUGUUCUUCAUGCAUGCCUUUUGGAUGGCUUUGUCCACCUUCAUCCUUGCUUUGGAAGCCGUUGGCUUUGUUGUUGUCUUACUUUGUUGUUGUUCUUUUUUUUUUUUUUUGUACUUUUUUUGGCCUUCUCUGCUUUUUUUUCCUUCUGCCUUCUGUUUGGAAGAUAAACCAUGGCAUUUUCUCUCUCUUCUGUUCAUAAAUGUCUGUGGAUAUUUAUGUGUUCUUCUCAUGCUGGCUUUGUUUUAGUUAUCUUUGGAUGCUUACACACACAUUCAAAGUGGCCUACCCCAUCUCCUUCCUUCCUUUCCUUUCAGUGUGCUCUUUCCCUUUUUGCAUUCCAGUCUCUUGCCUAAAGACAAAAGGAGCGGGGUCUCCACAUGCAGUACGGAGUGUGUGGAGGCGACACUGAUUUCUCAGUUUUGGUCGCAAUGAAUUAAACUCUGUAUCCAUAUUGGCUUCACAAAACUAUGACCAAUAGCUCCAUGACAUACUCCAUGAUGUCAAACAGCAAGGAAUUCAAGGUUACAAGACACAGUGUAUAACAAUAGCACCCAUCUGUACUGAAUUAAUGGACUUUUAAGUGGACUGAUCAGUUUUCAGUGUUGUGCAUUGUUGGUGUAUCAUUGUGCAUUCUUUCAGUUUGUCUCUCCAAAAGAUUAGAAGUAAUCUGCUUUCAGCUACGAGCAAAUGUCUUCUUGCUGUAUUCUGUAUAUUUGCUCUAUUUAUUUCUGCAUCGGACGAUCUUGUUUUUGUUGUUUUUAAGGAGGGAAAAAAAAAAACGUGCUCACAGUUUUUCGCUCCUCGGAAUGGAUUCACAAGUGAACCUAUCCAAGACGUGUCAAAAAGGUGAUUUCAUAAAGUGCAAUGUCCAGCUCUUUUAGCAUUACUGUUCCAAAGUGCAAAGCUUCCUGCUGUGCCAAGACAAAAGUGUUUUUUGGGAAGUUUCCGAUGUAAACCCAUUGUUAUCUUAGAAUGACCUGCUUAAUGAGUCAUCCACCGACAGAUUUCACGUAACCCCAGUAUCUAAAGUAGUUCUCAGCUGUAGGAUGGAGGGUUAAACUUGUAAAGUUGUACAAAUGAUUUCUGCUUCUGUUAGACUGACAUUGUUUUUCUUUUUUUAUCUGUUCUGAUUACCUUACAAAUGUACUAAUUACUAAAAACCAAUAAUACUCAAGUCUAUUUACUUUAAUGUACUCGCUGAUUGGAAAUGUGAAUGGUCAUCCCUAUUUCAAGUAACGAAACUGGCUAACAUUACUGUGAUUCAGUCAUUAGUAUUUGAUCUUGUACAAAGUAUGGAAAUUUUGGCCUUAAAAGAUUGAUUUGUUGUUGUUGUUGUUGCACUUUGGAUUAUGCAGAUAGUUAUACUUUUGUUAGUUUUUAUUUUUAUGUACGUACUGACAAUGACCUCUAACCAGAUAGAACUGAUUUACCUGUUUUUAUUUCACACCCAGGUCUUACAUUUCAUGGUAUUCACUGCCUUUACUUGUUUUCAAACUGACUCGGCUCAUCCAACACCAUCGGAGAAUGUAUUUCCGCAUUCAGGAUACCUGUGUACUACUAAUGCAUCUUACUGAUUUUAUUUUUAUUUUAUUUUAUUUUAAGUUACUGUAUUAAUGGACCAGUGUGUGGGAUUUAUUGGCAUUAAGUGGUGAGGUCGGAGGUUGCUGUUGGUGAGUGAGGGUAAGAGAGCCCAUAGUUGAUGUAAAAAAUGUGAAAGGCCUUCUUUAGAGCCAAUGUUGAUGAUGAAAUGGCAGACCUGGUAGGCAAUGUGGCAUCAAGCAACACAAUACGAGGACUCUGCUCACUAUGUAAAUACAGAGGGCUCAUCCUCAUUCUCAUUCUCAGCCCAUUAGCAACUACUUUCAAUACGAUGACGAAUAUUUGAUUUGUGUAGAUCCUCCUAAAUCCUACACACUGGUCUCUAAAAUGGGAUGUUGCCGUGUAUACAGUUGUCAUCAAAUUCAGACGUAUUUAUUUGCGCAUAAAAUUUUACAGUACAUUGAUACUCAGACUGACUUGUUCUGCACAAAGAAUUAACACAUCGGUCUGAUGUCUGUAAACUGCUGUUCAUAGAUGAGUGCGACAGUACUUGAACCUACUCUGGGCUUCAAACAUAUAUUGGUCAUUUAUAGUGUGAAAUACAAGCCCCUACUAAUAUAAAUUAUCUAAUUUUUUCCUUUUUAAAUUUUAAUAUAUAUUGAAUUUUUCUCCUGUCUGUUCAAAAAAAUUUAAUUUUGCCUUUGCAGCAAGUGGCUUGAAUGUUAAAAAGUAACUUCCAAAUUGGUUUCUUCCAAAAUAUGAAUUAAAGUAUAUUAUACAUUUUGCUAAAUGAGUGUUUUAUCCAUCUAUUUCCAGUUCAUUUCUCAGUUCUUUUGUAAUACAGAUGUCUGAUUUGUAAGCGUUGUGUCAUGAGUUCCAUCCGGUGGCUCUGCAACAACAGUCCUGCUGGUUGAUUUCUGGGCUCUUGUUUACGAAAUAAAACCGACCGUAAAAGGAAAAAUUCAAAGCAUCGUGAACCUUAAUAAAGCACUUUUCCUGCUGAGUUUGGGUGGAAUAAUUGAAAAAAAAUGGACUGAUUUUCACCAAAGCUAUUAAAAGUGUAAUAGGUGGUAGCUUUAGAUGGAUAUGAGAAACACAGCUGACAUCCUACAGAGCCUUGUACGUGUGUGGUCCCUCCAUAUGUGUGUACAUAUGCACACAUGGUAUACGCCCAUUAUACUAUCUAGUUAAUAUUGAUGAUGUAGUAUUCUUGAUUUCACCUAUUCUGGGUAAACGUGAAUGCCUUGCAAAAGAAUACAUACAAAUAAAUUCUCUUUUUCUUA
This is a messenger RNA of Sphaeramia orbicularis (orbiculate cardinalfish), 4175 nucleotides long. RefSeq names its product 1-acylglycerol-3-phosphate O-acyltransferase 2 (lysophosphatidic acid acyltransferase, beta) (gene agpat2). Gene Ontology annotation, cellular component: endoplasmic reticulum; membrane. The record is from RefSeq and is a predicted model, not a curated record. Gene Ontology annotation, molecular function: 1-acylglycerol-3-phosphate O-acyltransferase activity. Gene Ontology annotation, biological process: phosphatidic acid biosynthetic process. NCBI's taxonomy places the organism in Eukaryota, Metazoa, Chordata, Actinopteri, Kurtiformes, Apogonidae. Bases 242 to 1054 code for a protein of 270 amino acids. The transcript is spliced from 6 exons.